AUGGAACUCUUGCUCCUCUACUUGUCUCCGUACUGGCUGAGGAGUGGUCACAUGGAUCUAUGGUGGAGGCUCUGUCUGGAGGCUCUGUCUGUGGAGGCUCUGUCUGUGGAGGCUCUGUCUGUGGAGGCUCUGUCUGUGGAGGCUCUGUCUGUGGAGGCUCUGUCUGUGGAGGCUCUGUCUGUGGAGGCUCUGUCUGAGGAGGCUCUGUCUGUGGAGGCUCUGUCUGUGGAGGCUCUGUCUGAGGAGGUUCUGUCUGUGGAGGCUCUGUCUGUGGAGGUUCUGUCUGUGGAGGCUUGA
Messenger RNA from Knipowitschia caucasica, 297 nucleotides. The record is from the annotation of a GenBank genome assembly. NCBI's taxonomy places the organism in Eukaryota, Metazoa, Chordata, Actinopteri, Gobiiformes, Gobiidae.